GAGGAGACGAUGGCGGCGGCGGCGGCGGCGGUGGCGGCGGCGGCGGGGUUCCACGCAGCGAUGUGCGACAAAAAGACGAGCGCCGCCCGCGCGGCUUCUGCGCCCAGACACGUGACCGGACGAGAACGUCAAAGGAUCUCGUGAUUGACGGCCGACGGCGUCGACGGGAAGUGCGUCAGGUUACCAUGACGACAACCGUAAAGACAACGCUGCUGCUCUGUGGUUUUUUUAGAUGGCGGCCAUCAAUAAAGUCGGCGUGUAUGAAACGAGUGCGCGCCUGCGUGUUUGUUGACUCCCGGAGACAGACGAGGUCAAAGGUGAGCGGGUCUGUGGCUCACCGCGGUGAGAAAAGUCACAAACGUGCUCGAUGACUUCACUUUCAAGCGCCUCCCGGUCUCCCUGACAACCAGACGCCCGGCUGCCAAAACACCACACGCUGCCUUUCACACACGCACGCUCGCUCGGUGUGUGUGUUAGCGCUCAUUAAAUAUUCAUCCUUCAGCUGUUUGAAAGUUCCUGGCAGCCCAACGCCACUCGACGCAUUUAAAGCGGCCUUUGACUUCCCGAAAGGAACAUUUGGACGUCGACGUCGUCACAUUUGGAAUUUGGGUGGGAAUCUUUUUGCAGUUGUUACUCCUUUUGUGCGUGACACAUUGCUCGUUCGGGUUUGUCACGACGGAUGUUUGCAAUUCAGUUGCGGACGUACGCGACUCAAUUGCAAAUAUCUGCAAGUCCGCGUUGAGAUAUGUGCAAGACAAGUUUGACCAGUCGGUUGCGUCCGAUAAAAUCUUCAACUCCAAACUUGAUUUAAAAAUUUGGAUUGAAAUUGAGGCCGGUUGAAAAUAUUUUGUCACCGUCACGUUUCCCGAAGUGGACUUGCGCAGAUGUUCAAUCGUGUGCCGGAUAUCCGUGCUUGCUUUUCCAGAUUUGACGCGACCGAUUUUUAUUUUAUUUUUUUGUCCUGCGAUACGAGCAAAAAUGUAAGAUACGAGUGCGUUGCAGACGCCCACCGCUAGAUGGCGCCAAUACACUCUGCGACGUCGGCGCCGAUUCACCAAUCGAAGGGGAACAAGGCCCAAACAUUAGGUACGCUGGUGUCUUGUAUUUGCGUUUCGCACGUGGCGAAUUAGUUUUUAUUGCGUGUUUUUCUAUAGCACAUCACAGUCGAGUGUGAAAAAAAACAAAACGUUGAAAUGCACAUUUGAGGGCUAAAAUGGUUUCAUUACAUUCGCAUUCAUUUCAAUGGGGAAAGGUGACUUGAGAUACGAGCGCGAUGACAGAACAAAUUCAACUCGCAUUUCAAGGCACAAGUAUAUCUGCAGUUAAAUUCAACAGAAGUUGAAGGCAUAACACUGGGUUGGAAAAAUGUCUGAAUGGGAAAACGACAUGCGCUUGUCUCAUUCACGUCAGGUUUUGAUAGCAAGUUGCUAGCAGUUGGUUUAUCAAAUGUUGCAAACUUGGCUUACUGUAAACGUUACGGAACGUUACGUCAUCAUUGUUCAAAAUUCAGGGCAUGUUUAUUUGAAAUAGCGGUCCAUGUAACAAAAACGUGGCCCGAGUUCAAGAAGUUGACCUGAUUGAGCAAAACCAACGGAUUCGGCGAGAUCAAAAAUCUUCCGAUCUCGGCCUUGCGGGGCGUACGCUUCACGAAAUGAGGAAUCGAAGAUACCUGUUAUGUCGUUCCCAUUAGUCGCAAUUCAUUUACAGAUAUUUUGAGUGUGAAAACUCUAUGAUGAAAGAUGUUAAUGGGUGGAGGUUUCCCUUGCCCGGCGGACGCGGGUCACCGGGGCCCCCCUCUGGAGGCGGGGCUCAAAGGCGAACGCCUAGGCGGCCGGGCCGGCACCCGUGGGCCUCGAAAGGGUAACGCGGGUCCCCCUUCCGUGGGUUCACCACCUGCGGGUCGGGUACAGCGCGAGCGGGGCGGUGGCCGAAGGUAGGGAGCCGAACGUCUCCCCGGCGAGGUGUUCCGGGCACGUCCCACCGGAAUGGGACCCCGGGGACGACCCCCGGGACCUGCGUCUCUCCGACGCCUCGGGAUCACCCCGGAAGAGCUGGUCGAAGUGGCUGGGGAGAGGGAAGUCUGGGCGUCCCUGCUAGAGCUACUGCCCCCGAGACCCGACCUCGGAUAAGCGCUAGAAAUUGGAUGAAUGUAUGAGACCACCGGACCGUUGCAAUAUUAGUCGUUCGAACUGCUCUAAGUGCUCGAGGACUCUGCAUCUUUUUGCACAAUUGUUUUUUGUCAAUGUCUUGAUGUCCCCAAAGUGUUCUGUCAAUUGACCGUCUGUCGUACUCGAGCGGCUCCAACUACCGGAGACAAAUUCCUUGUGUGUUUUGGACACACUUGGCAAGUAAAGAUGAUUCUGAUUCUGAUUCUGAUUCUGAGAGUGAAAAUCGGGACUGUUCAAAAUGUCAUUACCACCGCGUUAUCUACAAUAUUAAGUCCUGGUCGUCAAACUUAGCGCUUGCCACCGACCGCUCCACGGUCGGCGAUGACGUCGUAGGGACUCUUGCCAUCAAAGCAGGAGAGUGGCCUCGCGGGCCCCCUGCAGGUCACGUGACCAGCGGCCACGCUUGAACCAGUCGAACCCGAGCGCCUGUCGGCAGAAACGUCCCGAGGUUCGUUGGCGGCGUCGGCACAACCUCCGCGUUGACACUUGAGUGGGGGGGCGCACGAAGAGUUAAGUUUGGGGCUGACCCGGCCUCGCCCCUUUGCGACUUCACACACACACACACGCUACACCUAAAACUCGCACCCACACACACGCGCGCUCACUUGAAAGCGGAAAGCAGAUGCGCGAAAGUGGUCAAAUCUCCAAUUGAUUGAUCGCUGCGUGACACGUACCCGACUGUGUGACGUCAUGGAGGUCCGCUUGCUGCUGCUGAUGACGACGACGAUGACGACGUCACAGGUGUUUGCCGUUAGCGCGUCAUCACACCACCGCGUUAGCAAGCGCUACACCAUCAACCCGCUGGGACACAAGUGGAUGCACCGAAACAUCACGUACAGACUGGAGUCGUUUCCGAACACGCUGAGCGCCGACGCCACCAGGAAGGCGCUCGGCGCGGCCUUCUCCAAAUGGAGCGACGUGUCGCCACUCAGCUUCACCGAGGUCCACGGAUGCGCCGCAGACAUCAGCAUCGGUUUCUAUGCGUUCAACCACUCGGACUGCCGGUCGUCGCCGCUGCAUCCGUGUUUCGACGGCGUCAAUGGCGAACUGGCUCACGCGUUCCUCCCGCCGCGCGGCGAGAUCCACUUCGACAAGCACGAGAUGUGGAUCGUCGGGAGGUCAAGGUUCAGCUGGAAACGAGGCGUGUGGCUCAACGACCUGGUCCAGGUGGCGGCUCACGAGAUCGGCCACGCGCUGGGCCUGUGGCACUCGGGCGACCCGCGCGCCCUCAUGCACCCCAACGCCACCUUCACGGGCCAGCGCGACGUCGGCCGUGACGACGUCGCGGGCAUUCGGAGGCUCUACGGUUGCGUGGACGAGAAGAGUGCGUGCGCGUCGUGGGCCGGCUCGGGUUUGUGCGAGCGUCGCAAGCGGUUCAUGAAGAAGAAGUGCCCGCGCAGCUGCCAAUUGUGCUUCGAGCCUCCGGAAGCCGCGGCCACGCCGACGCCGCCCCCCAACGUCCGGGUGAAGGUGGUCCCGCGGGGGAAGGUGGUGGGCUUCCGCUGCGGCACCAAGAACCCGCGAUCGCCACCUAGAGUCAGCUGGUACAAAGACGGCGAGCGCAUCGCGGCUUCUGUCCCGGGCCACAUCGCGCUCAAAGGUCACGAUCUCCGCAUCGUGGCCAAUGAGUUCAACGAGGGCGUGUACACCUGUCGCCUCCGUCGCCGCCUCCAUCGCCACGGCGACGCCGCGGCCGCCGACUCCUGGCGCGUCCGACUCCGGACCCCGGACGACCGCGACAGCUGACCGAGGACGAUGACGACGAUGAUGUCGUCGCUCGCCGCCGCCGUCAUCGAGUCCCAAGAUGAUUGAUUUGAAAGCGCUUCAAAGGGACCAAACUAUUUGAGGACUCCAAAAGCUUCCUUUGAUUUUUAAUGAUUAUUAUGAAUGUGGAAAACCACUGUAAAAAUUGACUGUGAAAUUUUGAAGAAACGUUGGCACAGGAAUGAGCUGAGUCAGCAGGCCCAUUCCAAAUUUCCGUGGAAAUGUUCGAUUUUUAAAUGAAAGAAAGUGCUGAACUUCUUGUUAGCAUGGAAGCUAUGCUAAUGUGAUCCAAUAUUCAAAGGGAAAAGAUCAAGAUCAUGUCUAAAAACUAAACAAAUGCCUGCUAGCUCAGCUCGCUCAAUGGUCUGGAAGCUUCACUUUACUUUUACAACAAUUAUUUUGUAAUCAUUAAUUGUUGUUACACUUAACUGAUAACAUAUUAUAAAUUUUAACUUCUUGGUCGUUUUUAUUCCAAUAAGAAUUGUUGCUGAGCGCAAAUGAAAGUGCUGGACCUCCUGUUAGCAUAGAAUCAAAUCGAAUAGAACUUUAUUGUCAUUGUCACAGGAACAAUGAAAAUCAGGAUGGACGCUACACAAAGUGCUAUCGCUUCAUUGUUCAGGGGGUCCAGCGAGUCGCCAUUCCAUCAAUUUAUUUUGACACGUAGAAAAUCAAAAUGUACUAAACUAUUUCAUUAACAAACACUUGCUAGCUUAGAUGCUAGCUGGCCUGCUAGCUAAGCUGUUUUGCUGGUCUGGAAGCUUCCUUCGAGUUUUAGAAUGAUUCUUUUGAAUGUACUGUAACUAGUGACUGUUUAAUUCAUCCUAUUCAAUUAAUGUUAGCAUCAAAAACGAUUUGUCAUAGUUUUAGCUGAGCCAAAAUGAAAACGCUUCGUGUAUUUUUCAUGUAAUCAUUGAAUGUUGUAACUGA
This is a messenger RNA of Phycodurus eques (leafy seadragon), 4859 nucleotides long. RefSeq names its product matrix metallopeptidase 23bb (gene mmp23bb). NCBI's taxonomy places the organism in Eukaryota, Metazoa, Chordata, Actinopteri, Syngnathiformes, Syngnathidae. Gene Ontology annotation, biological process: proteolysis; extracellular matrix organization; collagen catabolic process. The transcript has 10 exons. Gene Ontology annotation, cellular component: extracellular matrix. The record is from RefSeq and is a predicted model, not a curated record. The coding region runs from base 2859 to 3914 and encodes 351 amino acids. Gene Ontology annotation, molecular function: zinc ion binding; metalloendopeptidase activity.